UGAUUCAGUUACCAAAUCCUUCUAUCGGGUCGACAUGGGUCCGGGUUCGCUCUCUAUAGCCUUUCCUCCUCUCUCGUCGCCGCCAAUGGCGAUCUCGUCCUGCGCCGGUCUUCACACAAAGGGCUCCAAUCUUCUUCCAGCUGCUGGAGCUGGACAAUGUAAAUACACGGGCCAAUCAGUGAGAGCUCUUCCUAUACGGAUAUUAACGGUUGGGAAAAAGCGCUCCCGUGGGGUGCAACUCGUAGUCGAUGAGUACAUCGGAAAAAUCAAGAACUAUUGCAUUGUUGAUGAUGUUCAAAUACGGUCUAAUCCUAGAAAUGCACGGUAUGGUCCCUUUAUUAUAAUUUUGUUUUGUUAGAAUAUUGAGUCAAUUAUGAAAUUCUUCAUUUCCUAUUAAUUUAAAAUUUUGAGAU
This is a messenger RNA of Corylus avellana, 413 nucleotides long. NCBI's taxonomy places the organism in Eukaryota, Viridiplantae, Streptophyta, Magnoliopsida, Fagales, Betulaceae. The record is from RefSeq and is a predicted model, not a curated record.